UAUUUCUCACAGUUAAAAGAAUUUCAACAAAGAAACAGCCCUGCUGUUCCAACACGAGUGAGACGGAGAAACAAAAGAAACAACAAUAGCCCUGAGACAGGCACUUCUGAUGGUUGCCAGUCACCAUGCCAUUCAGCAGCAGGUGGUCCCAAGGAGGGCCCUGCGCCAUGUGCCACCAUGAAUGGUCCAGAGAGCGCACACCAACUACAAAUAGCCCUGGACUCGAGCUCCGUGACAACCAGUGAACUGAAUAACACCAUCGACUUAUUGCCCUCGAGCCGCUGUGGAGCAGUCCUUGAGCAUCAGUUACAGCAGUUUCUACAGGAGCGGGAACUGCUAAGAGCACAGGUGGCAGAGGUGAUGGAGUGUCUUAAGAAAGCUCAGCUAGAAAGAGACGCGUACGCUCAACAGCUCAAAACAGAGAGGGCGCGGUGGCAGCAGCAAUUGCUGAAAAUGGCAGGAGAAGUGAGAGCUGACCCUUCAGCCCCCCGCCUUAGAUGGCUCACUGGAUCUUCCUGGGCAUCUGUAAAAAGAGAAUAGCCCAGCCAGGGGUGGUCACGGGACUGGGCUUUGUGGAGCUGUGGGCUGAGAGGGAGAUGGUAGCCUGUUCAGCCACCAGCCCCUCUCUCCAGGGCCCUUUCCCCCUGUGCUUUGGGCAGAUUGAAAUAUUCAAAAUGGAGAAAAGGCAGGAUGCAAUUAAAAUCGAUGAGCUGAAGGGGAGCCUUGCCCACCUACAAAACCAUCUGGGUAAGAUGGGGCUGGCGUGACCCGGGAGCAGGACUGGCAUCAGAGGGCUGUGGGGGUGGCUUAGAGUGCCCCAGGGAGGUGGGUGGCUGGAAGGGCUUUGAGGCAGAGGGAAAGAGGUCUGUGCCAGG
Cebus imitator (Panamanian white-faced capuchin) is the source of this 875-nucleotide messenger RNA. Its product is annotated as golgin subfamily A member 8C-like. Bases 178 to 540 code for a protein of 120 amino acids. Lineage: Eukaryota; Metazoa; Chordata; Mammalia; Primates; Cebidae. Gene Ontology annotation, cellular component: Golgi cis cisterna; cis-Golgi network; Golgi apparatus. The record is from RefSeq and is a predicted model, not a curated record. Gene Ontology annotation, biological process: Golgi organization; spindle assembly. The transcript has 5 exons.